Messenger RNA from Sphaeramia orbicularis (orbiculate cardinalfish), 506 nucleotides. It is a transcript of the gene ndufa6, whose product is annotated as NADH:ubiquinone oxidoreductase subunit A6. Gene Ontology annotation, cellular component: respiratory chain complex I. Lineage: Eukaryota; Metazoa; Chordata; Actinopteri; Kurtiformes; Apogonidae. The record is from RefSeq and is a predicted model, not a curated record. Gene Ontology annotation, biological process: response to oxidative stress. The transcript is spliced from 3 exons. Bases 29 to 415 code for a protein of 128 amino acids.
ACCGGAAACACGGUAAACAGCAGCAGCUAUGGCGUCCACAGCGGCGACCCGAACGGCAGCUGCAGCCUCUAGAGUUGUUAAACCGAUUUUAAGCCGGGACCUGGAUGAGGCAAAGCGCAGGGUCCGGGAACUGUACCGGGCUUGGUACCGAGAAGUCCCUAACACAGUGGCAAUGUUUCAGCUGGAUAUCUCAAUACGUCAGGGGAGAAACAAAGUGAGGGAAAUGUUUGACAAAAACAAACACGUCACUGAUCCCCGUGUGAUCGACAUGUUGGUGAUCAAGGGGAAAAUGGAGCUUCAGGAAACAAUCCAUGUCUGGAAACAGAAAACCCACAUUAUGCGCUAUUUCCAUGAAUCUGAGGAACCUCGCUCAGCUGACUUCCUGUCCAAAUUCUACAAGGGUCACGACCCAUGAACUGUAUCCGCCUGACGACCUUUGACCCAUCUUUGCUUGUAUCCAGUGUGACAGAUGUUCUGCUUUACUGUAAAUACACACUUAACUCACA